UUAUCUCUCCUGCUAUCUCAAAUUCUUCAAGACUCAGAAUACUUGAGCUCUCAGGCAAUAGUUUCACAGGUCCGAUUCCAGAAUCACUUGGUAACUUAAUGUACCUUGAGGUUCUGAGCUUGUGGGGAAGUAACUUUGUUAGUGAUUCAACAUUGAGCUUCCUCACAUCAUUGACAAAGUGUAGGAAGCUAAGAUCACUCUGGUUUGAUGGAAAUCCAUUGGAUGGUGUCUUACCUGCAUCAGUUGGUAAUUUCUCAAACUCACUGCAAACUUUUGGAGCAAGUGAUUGUAAAUUGAAGGGUGUCAUACCUCGAGAAAUUGGUAAUCUUACUGGAGUGACAAGGAUUGAUCUGCAAUACAACGAGUUGACCGGACAUAUUCCAAAUACUGUCCAAGGAAUGUUGAGCCUUCAAGAACUUUACCUACAAAGCAACAAGAUAGAAGGAACCAUACCAGAGGUUAUGUGCAGUUUGAAGAAUCUUGGUGCGUUAGACUUGUCAAGAAAUCAGUUUUCUGGUUCAGUGCCACCAUGCUUAGGGAAUGUUGCUAGUUUGAGAACACUUCAUCUAUCUGUUAAUAGGCUUAAUUCAAGAUUACCUGCAAGCUUGGGGGGCCUUCGUGAUCUCCUAGAAUUCAAUAUUUCAUCAAAUUUAUUGAUUGGAGAAAUUCCCUUUGAGAUCGGAGAUUUAAAGGCUGCAACACUAAUUGAUCUAUCAAAAAAUAAUUUUUCUAGUAAGAUUCCUAGCACUCUAGGGGGUCUAGAUAAAUUGAUUAAUCUUUCUUUGGCACAUAAUAGAUUAGAAGGGCCUAUUCCAGAUUCAUUUGGCAAAAUGUUAGCAUUAGAAUUCUUGGAUUUGUGCUAUAACAAUCUUAGUGGUGAAAUUCCAAAGUCAUUAGAAGCUCUUGAGUAUCUCAAGUACAUGAAUUUCUCAUUCAAUAAACUCAGUGGAGAAAUUCCCACUGGUGGCCCUUUUGCAAACAUCACCAGCCAGUCCUUCCUAUCCAAUGAUGCACUAUGUGGUCACUCUCGGUUUAUCGUGAAACCAUGCCUAACCAAAUCUACAGAGAGGUCAAGGAUAAAAAUAGUGCUUACAAGUCUAUACAUUCUAUUAGGGAUUGGAUCACUCCUGGCGUUGGCUGUUGGCUAUGCAGUGUUAAGAUUGAGAAAGACAACGGAGAAUGAAGGUCAAGAAGACGUGUCUCUGGUAAAAGAGCAUGAAAGAAUUUCCUAUUAUGAACUUGAACAAGCAACAGAAGGAUUCAAUGAAAGCAACUUGCUUGGUAGUGGGAGUUUCAGCACGGUCUACAAAGGGAUACUUAAGGAUGGUACUGUUUUGGCAGCAAAGGUAUUCAAUGUGCAACUGGAGGGUGCAUUCAAAAGUUUCGAGACGGAAUGUGAGAUACUCCGCAACCUUCGCCACCGAAAUCUAACUAAAGUCAUCACCAGCUGCUCCAACCUUGAUUUCAAAGCCCUAGUGCUGGAUUACAUGCCCAAUGGGACACUCAAUAAAUGGUUAUACUCCCACAAUUUGUUCUUGAGUUUAUUGCAGAGAUUAGAUAUAAUGAUAGAUGUCGCGUCCGCAAUGGAGUAUCUCCACAAUGGCUAUUCAACAACUGUGGUGCAUUGUGACUUGAAGCCAAGCAAUGUGUUGCUAGAUCAAGAUAUGGUUGGCCAUGUCAGUGAUUUUGGUAUAGCAAAAUUCCUAGGUGCAGGGGAGGCUUCUUUUGUUCAAACAAGGACUAUUGCAACCAUUGGAUACAUUGCUCCAGAGUAUGGACAAGAUGGAAUAGUAUCCACGAGGUGUGAUGUUUAUAGUUUCGGCAUCCUCAUGAUGGAGACGUUCACACGAACAAGACCAAGUGAUGAAACAUUUAAUGGAGAAAUGAGCAUACAGCGUUGGGUUAGUGAUUCCUUCCCAAGUGGAAUUCAUAAGGUGGUGGAUUCAAAUUUGGUAACGCCAGAGGAUGAACAGAUCGACUUAAAGAUGCAAUGUUUGUUAUCUAUCAUGGAAUUAGCUUUGAGAUGCACUUUAGUGAAGCCUGAUGCAAGGAUUAGCAUGAAAGAUGCUCUUUCGACACUUCAGAAGAUUAGGCUCCAAUUUGUAAAACUUGACACAAACGGUUGGAUCACUUCCACCACGGGGAUCUUUGUUAUACUCAGAAAAAUGAGCUGGCAGAAAGUUUUCAUUAUGCUUCAUCAUCAUACUUCUUCACUUGCUAAUAUUACCACCGAUCAAGCCGCUCUUCUUGCACUGAAAUCGCACAUUUCUUCUGAUCCUAACAACAUCCUAGCAAGAAACUGGUCUUCUUCCAGCCCAGUUUGCAGCUGGAUUGGAAUCACUUGCAGCUCCCGCCACCACCGAGUCACUGCUUUAAACAUUUCAAGCAUGCAACUUCAUGGUACCAUACCUCCACACCUCGGAAACCUCUCAUUUCUUGUUUCCCUCAACAUUCAUAACAACACAUUCCAUGGAGAUUUUCCAAAAGAGUUGACCCAUUUAAAAAGGUUAAAAUCGAUUAGUGUCACAAGAAAUAACUUCACUGGAGCCAUUCUAUCAUCUUUAAGUUUGUUACCAAACCUACGCUUUGUGUAUCUUUCAAUGAAUCAAUUUUCGGGAGAAAUUCCCUCUUCCAUUUCUAAUAUAACAAAGCUGGAAGUGUUGAGUAUGCAACGUAAUUUUCUCGAAGGAGAGAUCCCUCGAGAAUUCGGUGAUCUUCGCUAUCUGACCUUUUUAGAUCUGCAAUAUAAUCAACUUAGUGGCUCUAUACCAACAUCAAUCUUCAACAUUACGACGAUGAAAAUCCUUGGUCUUACCUAUAACAAUCUCACUGGUCAGCUUCCAACAACUAUAUGCGACCAUCUUCCAAAUUUGGAAUGGCUUUGCCUCUCAAAAAACUACAUAGGUGGUGUUAUUCCACCGAACUUAGAAAAUUGCAGAAAGCUUCAAAUCUUGUCAUUGUCUUACAAUGAGUUUAUUGGAAUCGUACCAAGAGUGUUAGCUAACCUAACAUCUCUUACGGAAUUGUAUAUUAGAGCUCUGCAUUUAGAAGGAGAGAUACCAGUGGAGCUCGGUAAUCUUGAGAAACUACGAGCGUUGGAAUUAUCAGAGAAUCAGUUUAGUGGUUCAGUCCCUCCAACUAUUUUUAACAUGUCAGCGCUGCAGAUUCUAGGACUUACAGAAAAUAAGUUUUCAGGUACUCUACCUUUAGAUUUAGGCCGUGGAAUGCCGAGCCUAGAACAACUCCUUUUUGGAGUAAAUAAUCUUAGUGGUUUUAUCUCUGAUUCAAUCUCAAAUUCUUCAAGACUCAGAAUGCUUGAUCUCUCAGGCAAUAGUUUCACAGGUCCAAUUCCGGGAUCACUUGGUAACUUAGAGCACCUUGAGGUUCUGAGCUUUUCGGGAGAUAAUUUUGUCAGUGAUUCAACAUUGAGCUUCCUCACAUCGUUGACAAACUGUAGGAAUCUAAGAGUACUCUGGUUUGAUGGAAAUCCAUUGGAUGGUGUUUUGCCUGCAUCAGUUGGUAAUUUCUCAAACUCACUGCAUACUUUUAGAGCAAGUGAUUGUAAAUUGAAGGGUGUCAUACCUCGAGAAAUUGGUAAUCUUACUGGAGUGACAAGGAUUGAUCUGUAUAACAAUGAGUUGACCGGACAUAUUCCAAAUACUGUCCAAGGAAUGUUGAGCCUUCAAGAACUUUACCUACAAAGAAACAAGAUAGAAGGACGCAUACCAGAUGUUAUCUGCGGUUUAAACAAUCUUGGUGCAUUAGACUUGUCAAGAAAUCAGUUUUCUGGCUCAGUGCCACCAUGCUUAGGGAGUGUUACUAGUUUGAGGACACUUUAUCUAGCUUAUAAUAGGCUUAAUUCAAGAUUACCUGCAAGCUUGGGGGGGCUUCGUGAUCUCAUAGAAUUAAAUAUUUCAUCAAAUUUAUUGAGUGGGGAAAUUCCCUUCGAGAUUGGAAACUUGAAGGCUGCAACACUCAUUGAUCUGUCAAAAAAUGAUUUUUCUGGUAAAAUUCCUAGCACGCUAGGGGGUCUAGAUGACUUGAUUAAUCUUUCUUUGGCACAUAAUAGAUUAGAGGGGUCUAUUCCAGAUUCAUUUGGCAAAAUGUUAGCAUUAGAAUUCUUGGAUUUGUGCGAUAACAAUCUUAGUGGUGAAAUUCCAAAGUCAUUAGAAGCUCUUGUGUAUCUCAAAUACAUGAAUUUCUCAUUCAAUAAACUCAGUGGAGAAAUUCCCAUUGGAGGUCCUUUUGCAAACAUCACUAGCCAGUCCUUCCUAUUCAAUGAUGCACUUUGUGGUGACUCCCGAUUUAACGUAAAACCAUGCCUAACCAAAUCUUCAAAGAAGUCAAGAAGAAAAGGAGUGCUUAUAGGGAUUGGAUCACUCUUCACAUUGGCUAUUGGAUUUGUGGUGUCAAGACUGAGAAAGACAAAGAAGAGUGCAAGUCAAGAAGAUGUGUCUCUCGUAAAAGGGCAUGAAAGAAUUUCCUCUGAUGAACUUGAACAGGCAACUGAAGGAUUCAACGAAGCCAACUUGCUUGGUAAUGGGAGUUUCAGCAUGGUUUAUAAAGGGAUUCUUAAGGAUGGUAUCAUUUUUGCAGCAAAGGUAUUCAAUGUGCAAUUGGAGGGUGCAUUCAAAAGUUUUGACACGGAAUGUGAGAUACUCCGCAACCUUCGCCACAGAAAUCUGACCAAAGUCAUCACCAGCUGCUCCAAUCUUGAUUUCAAGGCCCUUGUGUUGGAAUACAUGCCCAACGGGACACUUGACAAAUGGUUAUACUCUCACAACUUGUUCUUGAACUUAUUGCAGAGAUUGGAUAUAAUGAUAGAUGUUGCAUCUGCAAUGGACUAUCUCCACAAUGGCUAUUCAACGCCUGUGGUGCAUUGUGACUUGAAGCCAAGCAACGUGUUGCUCGAUGAAGAACUGGUUGCUCAUGUAAGUGAUUUUGGCAUUGCAAAAAUGUUAGGUGCAGGGGAGGCUUUUGUUAAAACAAGGACAAUCGCAACCAUUGGAUAUAUUGCUCCAGAGUAUGGACAAGAAGGAAUAGUAUCCACGAGAUGUGAUGUUUAUAGCUUUGGCAUCCUGAUAAUGGAGACGUUCACAAGAAAAAGACCAAGUGAUGACACAUUUACCGGUGAUUGGAGCAUACAGCGUUGGGUUAGUGAUUCCUUUCCGGAUGAAAUUCAUAAAGUGGUGGAUUCUAAUUUGGUACAGCCAGGAGAUGAACAAAUUGAAGCAAAGAUGCGAUGUUUGUUAUCUAUCAUGGAAUUAGCUUUGAGCUGUACUUUAGUGACACCUGAUGCAAGAAUUGGUAUGAAAGAUGCUCUUUCAAAACUGAAAAAGAUUAGGCUACAGCUUGUUAAUAGUCGGCACUAGGUGGAAUCAGACCGUCUAUUCGAUGUGUUAUUUGAUUACUUAAGUUUGUUUAAUCAAGGUUGUAACGAAGCAAAUAGUUUCUUGAUGUAUGUAGUUUUUAUGAUUUAUGGAAGUCGAAAAUGAGAAGUAAAUGAUUGUUGUG
This is a messenger RNA of Solanum pennellii, 5514 nucleotides long. Its product is annotated as probable LRR receptor-like serine/threonine-protein kinase At3g47570. Gene Ontology annotation, biological process: protein phosphorylation. The record is from RefSeq and is a predicted model, not a curated record. The transcript is spliced from 7 exons. The coding region runs from base 99 to 5372 and encodes 1757 amino acids. NCBI's taxonomy places the organism in Eukaryota, Viridiplantae, Streptophyta, Magnoliopsida, Solanales, Solanaceae. Gene Ontology annotation, molecular function: protein kinase activity; ATP binding; protein binding.